Messenger RNA from Kwoniella mangroviensis CBS 8507, 2235 nucleotides. RefSeq lists its product as uncharacterized. The record is from RefSeq and is a predicted model, not a curated record. The transcript has 2 exons. Lineage: Eukaryota; Fungi; Basidiomycota; Tremellomycetes; Tremellales; Cryptococcaceae. The coding region runs from base 1 to 2235 and encodes 744 amino acids.
AUGGCCAAUACAAGGCCAUAUACGCGAGAGGAGUUGAAAGGUUUACGAAGAGCGAAUUUACAGAAUCUGUUUAAAAUACAUAAUCUCAAAGGAGCCAAUGGUACCAAUUCCAUCCUGAUCGAUUCGUUAGUCGAAUACUUCGCUUCUCCCCAAUACACCUCGGCUCACCCUCCUCAGAUAACUGAAAAAGAACAAGCAAAAGAAAAAGAGAAGGAUAAACAUGUACCGGUCCGACCUCAUAGUGCAGCUGGAGGAAAGGUAGAAAACAGGUACAAGAAUCUACCGAUAACUGCCAAACCCUUACCGGUCAAGGGGAGAGUGGUUUCAGGACCCAAUCGCAAAGCGAUUGAAAAGGAUCAUUCGUCAACAACUACGAAAGGUACCCAGAAGAAAGGAGUGAGCGAAAAGGUCUUACCGACUAUCGCAGCAGCAACUACCACAACUGAAGAUCAAAAUGGAUCUAGUGAGGCAUACGAAGCUCCUCAACGAGCCGAAUUGAACAUUCAGCCUUCUCUCCCCACGCCACCUACAUCAUCUUCAUCGCAAUCUCAUCCCGUGUCAUUCUCUCAGGUGGAAGCUCUCCUCUCAGCGAACGACGCGAGAUGGCAAGCUAAGUUCGAAGCGUUACAGCAAAAUCUGAAUGAUCAGAUGGAACGAUUAAGAAUAGAGAUGAAUCAACUUAGAAGUCAAGUGCAAACUCAAGCGGGACCUUCAAGGACUUCUGGUGGAAAUAGAACUUGGUCACCUUGGGAAAACCGAGAUCGAUCAGCUUCACAGCCAUUACCCUCAGCUUCGAUCUUGGGUAAACGAAGACAGCAUCCUUUGUCUACUGCCAUCGGCGGAGAAGGUGUCGGUGUAGGAUCAGAAGAGGAUGAUGACAGGAACGAAGCGAAGAGAGUUCGGUUCAAUGGAUCGAGACCUGGGGACGAUACGCCAUUAAAUGAACACCCACCUUCCAUUAUUCCAUCUGGCUCGACCUUCGCUGCCAGUGCGGUCCCACCUCGAACGCCCUCACCUCAGAAGACUUCAGCAUUCGGAGCGGACUAUUUCGCCAAUCCAUCUUUAACCCCUUUACCUGCGCAUUCACAAUCAAGUUUCAUACCCCGUACUCCAUCUCCCUCCAGACAGGGGACAGUUCCUGAUAAUUCCCAGACUCCCAGAUUACCCAACGACUGGGAAGGCGAAGAUUCGGAAUUAUCCGAACUAGAAGAUGAAGAUUUGACCAAGGGCCAGAGGACACCAAUAAGUAGAAGAAGUGUGAUACCUCAAUUUUCGACUACGCCUGAACCUCCCUCACAUCGACCUAUUUCACCUACGAUGGAGAGGAGUUUCUCUGGUUCUUCGGAUAGAUUUACUCCCGGUCGAGUCGUUAUUGGUUCUUCCGCUACCGCUUCCACCCCGCUCGCUCAACCACCUUCCUUCGCAGUUGACGAUGUGAAUACCAAUGGUAUACAUCUGUCAAAUGUAACUGAUCUAGAAAGGAUAGAUGAGAUGGAUGAAUCCCAAAAUUCACAAAAUUCACAGAACCACAAUCAGAGGUUGAUUUCACCUAAUGGACAGCUGAAUUUUCCCACUAUUCGACCUAUACCUAGAUUGAGUGGAUUAGGUACACCCAAAUCCACUCAGCCUCACCGCAUCGGGACAGGGGGUCAUCAAAGGACCAUAUCUGCUUCUUCCUCAUCGUCUGCGACGUUACUCGCACCGCCAUUAUUGAUCGCUCGAAAUUCCCGAGCAGGAUCGGAGUUACCUUUACCUACGAGGCAUAGAGUUGGAUCUAGAGGAUUGAGUCCCCCUCCCAGACCUAGGAGUGCUAAUGCGAUUCAUGGUCGGGAUACACCCCCUCGAACGAUCUUUCCCCUCAACUUGCCUGAACCGGAGGAAGGGUCGGGGUACGUAGCGGGUGGGAAAAUCAGGUCGGCAUCGGCGGAUUAUAUGCAUGUGGCUAUGCAUGGUUUACAAGCUGGAGAAAGGGAUGAAGUCAUCGGGAAAGGGGAGGCGGAAGGAAAUGAUGGACUCGAUUUUGAUGAUGCCGAUAUAGAUAUGGACCACGGUAUAGGAAAGGUGAAAAAGGAAAGGGAAAGGGAAAGUACGAGAAUAAUGGAUAUACCUACUCCAUCACAUCGGACUUUAUUGGGUACGGAGAGAUAUAAUGAUAAAAGAUUUGGAGAUAUUCCAGUCUCGUUUGGAUUGGAUGUUGGAGGAGGUGAGACUGGGAUUUGGGAGAGUCCAAGGUGA